Molecule: messenger RNA, 2468 nt
Organism: Carassius auratus (goldfish)
Lineage: Eukaryota; Metazoa; Chordata; Actinopteri; Cypriniformes; Cyprinidae
Product: type I phosphatidylinositol 4,5-bisphosphate 4-phosphatase-A-like
Exons: 7
Coding region: 141-953 (270 amino acids)
Biological process (GO): phosphatidylinositol dephosphorylation
Cellular component (GO): plasma membrane; lysosomal membrane; late endosome membrane
Molecular function (GO): phosphatidylinositol-4,5-bisphosphate 4-phosphatase activity
Source: RefSeq, a predicted model, not a curated record
UGUCAUGCAAUACACCCCCCGAGCGCACGGAUGCGCACACGCGUUGCCACAGCAGCGGACGCAAGCGGGCUCCAUACACACUCCGGUAGCACAACAAUACAAGCUCUCGCCGCUCCCCCUCUUUACGCCUCGCUCUCGCUAUGGCGGACGGCGAGCGGUCCCCGUUGCUCUCGGAUCUUGGUGAUGGAGCUCUCGGCGGUGGUAACGGUGGGGUGUCUCCCGGAGCAGCUCCACACGGUGCUCCGAACAAACCGCAGAGCCUUUCUCCGUUUCCGAGCUCGACUCAGCCCCCUGUGUUGAUGAGCGAGAACCCUCCACCGUAUUCCCCCCUGACGUCUCCAGAGAGUGGCAGUGCCCCAGUCAUCAGCUGUAGGGUGUGCCAGUCGCUCAUCAGCGUUGAGGGCAAAAUUCACCAACACGUGGUUAAGUGCGGAGUCUGCAAUGAAGCUACACCCAUAAAGAAUGCCCCUGCAGGGAAGAAAUAUGUUCGGUGUCCUUGUAACUGUCUUCUCAUCUGCAAGGUCACAUCCCAAAGGAUCGCCUGCCCUCGGCCUUAUUGUAAGAGGAUAAUAAAUUUGGGGCCAGUCCAUCCAGGUCCAGCCAGUCCAGAACCACAACCUGCUGGAGCUAGAGUUUCCUGCGGACACUGCAACAACACUUUCCUGUGGACUGAAUUUACUGACAGGACACUGGCUCGAUGCCCCCAUUGCAGAAAAGUAUCUUCGAUUGGGCAGAGAUAUCCGAGGAGGCGGAGUCUGUGGUGUUACCUACUGUGCUUGCUAUUUAGCGUCUCAGCCGCUGGUCUGAUUGCAGGGACGUGGUCCCAGGCACGUGUGUACGGGGGUAUUUAUGCCUCCUGGGCUGCGGUGUUGUUGCUGGUGGUGUUGACGCUGGCCAGGGCACUUUACUGGAGCUGCAUGAGGGUCAGCCAACCUCUCCACAACCUCACAUAGAGAGAGAGAUACGGCAAGAGAGGGGGGCUGAGAUUAGGGCAGUUGGGAAAAAUAAAGUCCACAGGAAAAGAGCUAUAGAGAAUCAAGGUUAACUCUUAAAGCUUGAUUGUGAAGGCUGUAAUGAAGGGUCAAAGUAAAAUCCAGGCUUGAGAAACGUGGAAAAAAAGCUGUUAUGGCAAAGAAGAUUAGUGUUUUAAACUUAUUUUUAUCCGGAAGCUUUCUUUGGAUGUGUUUUCAUCCGUGAAUAUGGACUGACUUGUUAUUCAUGGUUUCAUGCAAACGUGCAGUUAUGAUUCCUAAUGCUCCUUUAGUUUGAACCAUUUACACACAUACAGGUGUGAAUAUCUCACACCCUCUCAAACACACAAAUCUCUCUAUGAACUUCUUAAAUGAACCACACUACAAUACACGAAAGACACCAGUUCAACCACAUUCAACACAACAUUAGCUGCCUCUCUAGUGUCCAAAUACGCUCUGAAGCCUUACAAAGAGAGGAAGUACAGGUGGAUCUCCACUAGAGGGUGUUCCAAAACAACACACACCUGUAUGUUCCAUCACAUUACCUGUUUCUCUGUACAAACACUGCUAAUCCAAAUCGUUUGGAUGACAAAUAUGCUUAACAAAUCAUUGUGUAACUUGGUUUUCAUAAACACUAAAAGUUUAAGUUUGCUCCAGCACACUCUUUCGCCCUCUUUUUCUUUAGUUGUGAAUGUUAAAAACAGUAUUUUUUUUUUAAUAAUUGUGUAUAUUGCUUGUAAAUAUGUGUUGUUUAUUCCAUGAAUGACUGAACAGUUGCACUGUAGCUCUAACACGCUGUGAUUCCUUUUUAUGUUUUUAUUUAAUUUGCAAAAUGACUACUGAAAAACCACUACUGAUACUAUUUUGACUGGAAGGAAUAUUGAGAUAACAGCCACAAGCGCCUUUGGGAAAAAAGAAAAGAAAAGAAAAAAAGUUAUGUCUUUGUUCUGAUGAAGGUCAGCUGUGUUUCAUGGACUUUAUCACAAAGGUCAUUCAUUUACCUUUCUUCUCAUGUUCAUGUGAAGUUUAUCGUCAUUUUCAGGUACUCUAUGUUUGAACCCUGAUUAAAUAAUACUAAUGAUAUUAAUCAGACACUCCAUUUGGAUUUUAGACUCCAAGAUCUUUUCUUUUCUCUGUCAGAAUUCAGUGUCUGUGUGGGUUUGUGUUUGUAAGGAUAGGAAAACAAAAUUGAGAUGUUCAGAGCAUUGACUUAAUCACCAGUGUUCUUGCAUUAUAUUCUUCAAAAAUAUGCUAAAUACAUAUAUAAUUACAUAAAAGUAUGAUCCUAACUGUAAAUAUGGACUUCAGAAUCAGGAUCUGUAUUCUGUCCACGAGAGAAAUGUAAGGUCUGGACGUCUGGAAUCCCAAACAAGAGGUCAGGGUGUUAUUUAUAAAGAGCAGAAGGCCAAUGAUGGAGGUCUCCUCUGAAUUUGUUUACACAUGAGAUUAAGAUUACAUGUGAUUAAAAUGAUGAAGUUAUUAAAUGGCGAAAACACU